AUGACGAAGAAAUUUUCCAUCAGCGUGUUGGACGUCAACGAGGCCCCAGUCACCAUCGUCCUCUCCUCGAGUGACGUAAAGGAAAAUUCGAAGCCUGGAACUCUUGUUGGAACUUUAAUGGCUGCAGACAAUGAUACUGCACAAAACUUAACCUUUAAACUAGAUGAUGACGCAGGAGGAAAAUUUUCCCUGCAAUCCAACUCUUCUUGCCAGAGUAUUAGUCCCACUGGAACUCUCUGCACAACAGAAUUACUUGUCAGCGGCGAUAUUAAUAACGAAGAUACCUCAAGGCUGGACAUAAUCGUUCGCGUGACCGAUAACAAAGGUCUUUUUCGCACAGAGAUGUUUAACGUGACAGUAAUUGAUGUGAAUGAUCCGCCAACAAAUGUCACGCUAGAUGGAAGUGGAUCUGCUUUAAUUCCUGAGAACAGCAAAGGUGUUCAAGUGGACAGUCUUAUAACAGAAGACGAGGAUCAGGGUCAAAACUUCACUUAUGUCUUGAUUAACAACCCAGGGGAAAAUUUCGAAAUAAAAGGGGACAAGCUGUUUACUUCUAAAAGUGCCAAACUUGAUUAUGAAUCGUCUACAAGUCAUCAAAUCACAGUGAAAUCGACUGAUGACGGUAAUCCACCUCUUUCUGUGCAGGUGUCGUUAGUUAUUAACCUCCAAGACGUUAACGAAAAGCCAACCAAAGUAACCUUGUCCAACAUAAGCGUUCAGGAAAAUAUACCAUCUGGAACGCUGAUUGGUAAGUUGACAGUCAGCGACCCUGACAGACAGCAAAGUCACGUGUGCAGUUUGACCGAUUCAGCCAAUGGGAAGAUAGCGUUAAGUAAGAACCAACUGACCGUUGGGAGCGCAGGCAUCAAUUACGAAGAUGCGAAUUCGUUGAGCGUUAAAGUCCUGUGUCGUGAUCCCGGUGGCCUUGCUGUGGAGGAUACGUUUGUGAUUCUUGUUCGAGACGUCAACGAGGCUCCGGCAAGUAUUUCACUAUCAAACGACAAGGUUCAAGAAAACCAUAAAGGAGGUACCGUAGUCGCACAGAUCAUAGUCACGGAUCCGGAUAAUGAGAGAAACCGGGUUCAAUCGUUUACGCUCUCAAUCUCUUCCUCCGGCCCAAAUCUACCAUUUCAGAUCCAAAAUAACAGCCUUGUUACCAAACGCCCACUUGAUUAUGAGAACAGCGAUCACUGGCUUGUGAGAGUGUCUGCAAAGGAUGACGGGAUACCUCCGCUUUCCAGAACUCAGGCAUUUACGAUCCAAGUCAUUGACGUAAAUGAUGCUCCAGAUGGAAUGGUGGUAAGAUAUUUUCUUGAUACAUCAUUUUGUUUUUAUCCAAACAAGUUAUGAACCCAUUAUUCAGCGGUCAACCUCCACUGAGCGGCCAUUCGCUGUUAACCCGAGGGUGGCCACUCAAUGGAACUUCAACUGUGUUAGCAAAUAGAAAGAAACCUUAAUUAUGGAGAUGGGUUGUUGGGAAAGAAAGUCAAACUUUCAGCCAACUCAACAUUGGCGAUUGUUAUAUGAGGGAAAACUUGACCCCUUUGCCCGAUGUAAGGACGAGACAACAGCGCUCGCGCAUGUUCUGAUUGUCUAACCUUGACUGAGCUGAACGGGCUGGGCGAGUCAGUGUGUUUAUAUGGAGAAAGAGGAGAGUGACCCUGGUACCACCGAAAAAGGGUAACUCUUUUUGGUGGGUCACCUUUCUAGCCGAGCCAAUUUUUUGUUUCUAAUGUCCACGGCUCGCCAAGUUUUGUAAGGAAAUGCGGGAGAAGUUGUAGCCAUUGCAUUUUUCCAAUCUCCCGCAAGUAGAUAUCAAGGUCCUGGUCCAGAGGGGCUGCUUACGUGGGCGGUAAUUACUAACAGGGAUCUUCUCUCUUUGUGUUGAUUUAGCUUUCAAGUUCUGAUGUAAAUGAAAACAGCGAUGAGAACACUUUGGUUGGUUCAUUAUCCGCAGUGGAUCAAGACACUUCACAGAAUCAUACUUUCCAACUGAUAAACAGCGCUUCGAGAAGGUUUAAAGUUGAUGGAAAUGAAAUUAAGGUAAACGGCUUUCUCAAGGCUGAAAUUAAAAAUAUUAUGCUGUAUUCCAAAACGUAGAAGCUACUCUUAACAUUAAACACAAGACGACCUAUAUAACUCUCAAGGAAAUUAAGGCAUGUGUGCUUUUGCAAUUUCCCUCAAAAAGUCGAGGGGUGGUCUAUAUUUCGAGGAUUAAGGCCUCUAGGGACAAAACUUGAAUAAAAUAACAACUCUCAAAAGUUUAUGCGAUUCAGAGUAAAAUUUUAGUGAUUAGGGUAAAGAAACUGAGUGAAUCAAGUUUCAGGUUAGUGUUCCCAGUAUAAAGUCGACUCCCGAUAACUCGAACCUUCAAGGGAAUUCCAAAAAGCUUGAGUCAUCGAUGAGUUCGAGUUAUCGGGAGUUUGAAGCAAAUAGCUGGAAGUAAGAAAAAAAAACAACAGUUUUUACUGUACAGUGACAAGAGAGGAUAAAGGGGACAGAGAAGGCAUCCGUCAUACACGCCCUAUUCCAUAGGUAAUUCGUCUCGAGUUAUUUUUAGAAUCGGGAUAAAGUUACCUCGCGCGCUGCGUGGAUGUUCCGUGGAGGUUUCGCAUGACUAAACGCCGUGCAAAACAUGUCGAGCGAAAGGCAGUGAAAGCGUAAAGAGAUCGAGAGCAUUCCUGAAUAUUGAAGCGAAAUGAGUCGGCGCUCACCUGGGAAAAGGGAAUCGCUGGACUCGUGAAACCCGUGAAAUCAGUUUAACUCGAAGUUGUCGUAACCUCAGUGCUUUAAUAAAAUGAGAAAUUUCGCCGGUCUAUUGGAACCGGUCGUUUGUACAAUAAAGCAAGUAGGACGCCAAGUGUUAUUGUUGUUGAAUAAUAAAAGACUAAUAAAAGAAUAAAUAUGAAACCAGAAAUUGCUCUCUUCAAACUGUAAAUUAUAAAUGAUCCUGAGAGAAUAUUCAGUGUGUUAAGGAUUUCCCUCCUCUACUGUUAGCUCUAUACAAGAGAGGAAGGGCGAUUCUUUUUUGAUUUUCGUUUCGCUGACACAGCUUUAGCAGAAAUCUCUCUGUAGUCAUUUUCGUCGACAAAAAGAAUAGCAAUAUCGCUCUCCGCGUCUUCCGCCAUUUUGUUCUGCGUCAAUUCGUGAGGGACGCGUGCCACUGAGCGUGGGUCAUCCACGCGGAACACAUUCGCGCUAUGUGAUUGGCUGUUGUCUAAUCCCCCUUGAGAUCUGUGAUGUUAAAAAUAACUCGAGACGAAUUACCUGUGGAACAGGGUGUGUAUGGGGAUGCCUUCUCUGUCCCCUUUAUCCUCUCUUGACAGUGAAUAUUUUACUCACAGUUAUUUGUAGAAAUGUUGAGUGAAAAUGGGGCGAUACUUCAAGAUUAUAAAUCAGAACGUAACGUAACAAAAAGCCUAAAUAGUGAAUGCUUUUUACUGUUUCGAGAAGUAAAGCUGUUUCACCGUUAGAUUCGUAACGAACAACAUCAUCCUCCUCUAGCAAACUAUGUGCUAAUAGCACAUCAAUGGGAAAUUCAAAAUUAAGUCCUCAAAACAUUCUGUUUUUUAUUACUCAGGUGGCUAUUUCCAACAAACAAUGCUUGAGUCAAGGAGGUUCGUCAUGUCUCCUGAAUUACGAGAAGAAAAGGAGCCACAUUAUCAGAGUUAAGACUACGGACGAUGGUAGCCCACAACUGUCCUACGAAGAAAACUUUAGAAUUGACGUGCGAGAUAUCAAUGACAUGCCACGUGACUUGCAGCUCUCCAAUAACCAAGUAAAGGAGAAUGUGAAGAUAAAUACCUUGAUUGGAAGGUGUGUCACGUGAAUUAUUGUUUUAUUCAAAAUAUUUCGGAUUAUGGUUGUAGAAAUCAAAUAUGAAAUUUUGCUCCUAGUUUAUAGAUCAUGAUAACAACCAAGUUUUUGAAUUCCAGUUAUUGUGACCUCCGCCCAGUUAGCUCAUUUAGAAGAACGCGGGCCUCCUCAGCGGAUGGUCGAGGGUUUUAUCAAGGUAUCUAGCAGAUCAUGCUGGCUGUGAAUAAGACCUUGCCUCAGUUCAGAUGAUUAGUCAUUGGCAAUGUUGUCACACGGUUGGCCUUAACUCCUUCAUCCUUUCUUAUUGGUGCGACUUUUUUGUUGGAGGAAGACACAGACAAUAGAGAUCUUUGGUCACUCUAUUACGUUUAGCGAAAAUGUCGUAGUGACGGAAACAAGUUAUCAAAUGUUACAAGAGUUAUAAUCAUACGAUCGGGAGAAGGCUUAACCUCCUUCAAUUAAGAUAACCGUGUCAACAUUUCUGGUGGAAAAAAGAAAAAUGGAGUUUUUGGGGUAUCUAGCUUUAAGCCAAAUCUCGUCUUCGAAUCUAAAGGUCUCUAAUGGUGAGAGAGUUGGGGUAGUAGACCCUGGUAUGGUGAUCUAUCUUUGCCACUUAGGUUGGGAGAAGACUGCUACAGGCGCGUACCAAUUCGUCUCAUACUAUUGCGGUCACCAUGCCAACAAUUAACAAAGCAAACAGAACAGAUAUGAACAAUUAGAGCAACCAAAUCCUAUCCAGUUGCCCUGUUUAUGGAACUUCAAAUUCCAGUUGUAAAAAAACCUAGCAAUGCAUGAAGCUUCUAUUUACGAUUAAAUCACUUGAUAUUUUUUGUUCCUUGUGACUAGGCUUACAUCACGUGACGAAGACGCUAGCCAAUCAGCAACAUACUCACUGACCAAUGAUGACAGUGGGCGCUUCAAGGUUGACUCUCAGGGGAGACUGUACACAGCGAAGAAUAUCAAUCAUGAAACCCAGAAGAGACAUGUCAUCAGAGCAAUGGUAACGGAUAAUGGAAACCCGCCUAUGAAAGUGAGUCUUCCAGUAAUAGCUAUUAUCAUUUUUGAUUGGUGUCAAGGUCAUUAUGUCAUUGAAGAAAACUGGCUACGGAUAAUAAUCUGCUCAUGCACAUUAGAGAAAAGAGUUUUGAUGCUGACAGUGCGUUGCGCAUUGGUAUUUUUUUUUUCGCAGCCUCGUUCCAAGGAUCUAUGGGAACAAGGUUGUGUAAAAUCAUUGAACUCAGUUCUCAUAUAAAAUCAUUUUUUUAAUUGACUGCUGUCUUUAUUAAAAAGAAUGGGGAAAUUUCUGAAAAGACACCCUCAAAGAGGAGUGUCGCCUUUCAAAAUAGAACAUUAUAUACCUGUGUACCUCGAGAUCGACCAUCUUCUUCAAAUUUUCAAGUUGUUAUCAAGCAAAGUAAAGGUCUGACUAACAUCUCUCAUCUAACCAAAAAAAUUACUGACUGAAAAGAGUGACUGAUUUACAAAUAACAAAUCAGUUUUAACCGAAAGUGAAAGAUUGUCUUUUGAAAGCCUUUGGCGUUCUUUUGCUAGUCAGAUGCAGUCAACCGAGACACUCAGUUUAACGGGAGGUAAUUUUACGAAUAUCAAGCACUGAAUGGCUCAUUUAUCUGAAAAAGUGUGUACUCCUAUGCUGGCUCCUUGCGGGAUUCCAUCCAAAGCGAGAAAUUUUCCUUCGCAUGUAAUUUUUCACUUAAUGGGGACAUUUUAGAUGGUCACAACUCAAAGAAAAUUUGUUUCAUUUUCCACAAUUUCGGAGAAAAGUUAGUUUCAUACUAAGUAGGUUCACUGUACCUCCGGGUGAACGUAGUCCUGAAUAGGACUGUUGUUGUUGACAGUGACUGACGUUUCGACAACCUGUGCGAUAGUCACCUUCAGAGUCAGAGUGAGUUUUUUCACUACGUCAGUUGAUGGUAUUAAACUCUGGUUAUUGACCUGAUUUGAUGGCGCUUGUUUUUGAUCAAAUCGUUACUAUGCAAGCCCCACUUUUUUUACAUCUAUGCCGGUGGGAAAUUUAAAUUGGGCGCACGAGCGAACUGUCAGUCCAUCGCCAAUAUCCCAGGGGAGAAUGCAAAGUGUACAACAGAUCUUCUGUUAAAUGGUUCCCUAGAUUAUGAGGCUUCCGCUGAGUACUCUCUGAUGAUGCGCUUGACGGACAACCAAGUUACUUUUACGACGCAGCAAUUAAAGAUACGUUCGUAGAUCAAAAUGAUGCUCCUGAAAAUGUAACACUGCGUGGAAGUAACGCUGUGUCUGUUAAUGAAAACGCCAACUGUGCUUUUGUUGGAGAACUGAUGACUAGUGACCAAGAUGUCGGCCAAUCGCAUACUUACAAGCUGUCGAACAGUACUGGGGUUAAAUUUAUGAUCUUAAACAACAAGCUGUACGUCUCAUCUUCAGCUUAUUUGGAUUAUGAAGCUCAAAGUCUGUUCACGGUUAGGAUUCAGUCUGAAGACAAUGGUAGGCUCCCUCUUUGUUUGGCAAAAGAUUUCAAGAUCACUAUCAUCGACGUCAACAAAGCUCCAGUGAACAUCACCCUUUCGCCUGUGAACAUAGCCGAAAACAGCGCACCUGGAACAGUGGAACAGCUUAAUGUCACCGAUUCGGAUAACUACGGUUCACGUGGCGCUUGGCAAUCGCACAGCUGUCAAGUUAUUGGAAAUCAGGUCGGGAAAUUUACAGUUCAAACCAAUUCGCUGGUAGUGGGUAACGCCAAUUUAGAUUACGAAGAGGCUUCAUUGAUGCUUGUGCAAGUAAGAUGCUCCGAUAGCUGGGGACAAAAAAUAAGUUCAAAUGGUGUGAAGAUCUUUCCAAUACCUUUGCAUCUAUGUGAAUAAACGAGAUUAAAAACGAGAUAAAAAAAAAGGCUUAACCGAGGGGUCUGGGAUUAAAUAGAGCCAUUAGAGACCUUUAGCAUCAGGUAAACCACAAACCGCAGACCGCAAACCGCAGUUACGCGUUUGCAGUUUCGCGUUGCCGAGAUUUCAAACUUUAGCAAGGCGUUCAGUUCAGUUCAGUUCAUUUUUAUUUAGCCAAAAUACAAUACAAUACAAGAAUACAUAUAGGAAUUGUAAGGUUGCAAGGGAGCCCAGAAGAAACCAGAAGGCUUUAUGAAGCCUGGGCUCCCCAGUCUGAAAGAGAUAAGCAAAAUAAAAUGAUAUUCGCGAUACGUUAAAAAUAGGAACCAAACAGAGACUGAGUUAAGUUAUGAAUUCAGAAACAAGAUAGAAAAAAAAAUUAACUCUGGAUUGGAACAGAAUACUUUCCUUUGUUAUCAGGGCAGAAAGGAAUAUAAAAUUGAUUUGAACUACGCGUUCAUUGUAUAGGACCGCCAUGUUGUUUUCAUCAAGUCCAAGUGCAUCACUUUAAUCGCCCAAAACUCAGCAAUAAUUCAUUGAUUCGAGAUAAAAAUCCAACAAACACAUCGCAAACGGAUACAAAAAGCUAGUUCAUACCUUUAAACGCGAGGCUGUACAAUUUUUUGUGGCAAAAAACCUUGCCGUAAAUCACUUACCGCUGGAAGCCCUUCCUGCGGUUCAAACGUGAACUGCAAACUGCAAACGUGACCGCAAGGCCGUGGUCACGUGACAUUUUGCGGUUUGCGGUUUGCCGUUUCCCACGAAAAACCUGAUGCUAAAGGUCCCUACUAACCACAAAACACUGUUAGCACCUCAUUAUUUUUCUCAAAAAUUUGGCAUUUACUUCAGAAGAGUCUUACAGGGUUUACGGUCAAGUUGAUAGAUAUUGAUAUAUCCACAGUUUUGAGUGUGCACGCCCCAAUGUUGCUGGUCGAAGGAAACAACAUCGAUCAAGAUGAGACCGCACGCUUAAAGCGCGGAAUUCCACUGUCAUUUAAUUCAGUUGACACUCAGUAGGUUCCACUCUUUUAGUUUCCAAUUUAUAAACAAUGUGUUGGAUUUCUUGUAACGCUGUUUAACAUUUUAGGACAUCAUAAGUACAUGAUUCUUAAAAGUACGUAAUUUACUCCGUCAUUCCUCGAUAUCAUUCCUAAAUGGUAGUGUUUUUCCGAAUACUUCUUUUUAUGUGUUUCAAUUUUCCCAACCAAAUGACAAACAGACAGACAUUUACUUAUACACUCAUGGGGAACACCACUGGUCUUCCAUUUCUAAUCGAUGAUGACGAGUUGAAUUCCACGAGAAGUUUGGAUUUUGAAGUCCAGUCCUCCUGGAACGUCACGGUCAGAUCAACUGACAGCAGCAGCCCGGCACUCAGUUUAAUAAAUACUACUUUCCAGAUAUCCGUUGUUGGUAAAUUAAAGGAUGCAGUGGUGCUUGACUGCUUCGCGGUUAGCGGAUAACUCCUUCGAAGCUUUGACUAAAGCUGUGUCAAGAUAAGUCUGUGAAAGCUCUAUGGUAAGGGCAAAAUGAUUUACAGAAGUCAUACAACCUGCCCUUGGAAUAUUAAAGCACUGAAACACCGCUGAAAGGUUAAUUUAUGCAAAGAAGCCACUUGCAAAAAAUGUAGGACUCAGCACUCUUGAAGAAGGGAAGGUGUUCAUGCACAGGGAAAAUAAAGAUAAAUAGUUUGAGAAAGAGGGACAUGAAUACAAUUCUGAGCUUUCACCUAGUGUUUGAACAAAAUAUCUGCGAGUAAACAUGUCAAUCAAAGUUGGUUUGCAUUUUUAUUACGUUUUAUUGACCCUCAUUGACAAAAUGCGGAAAAAGCUACAGGUAUACAGCUAGGAUUUCCACAGUUUGACAAUCCCUUACUGUCGCUUUAAGGCUAGACAGCGGUGUAAUUAGACUUGCCUACAAUUCGAGCUCAAUUUUUUUACGAGCGCGAAGCGCGAGCGGUAGAUUUUUUAUGUUUUCUGCGACGAAAAGCGAGCGACAGAGCGGGAGCUCGUCCUUCGAGCUGGGGCAAACUACCGGAACCGGAAAUGAGAAGCGAAGGACUUUGAGAAAGUCUACGGUGUGAUAGGCUCGAUUACCAGCCGCUGGUCGGGAAAUGAGGUCACGCUUUAAAGAAUAACUUUUAUUCAGCAAAAUAACGUUGGGAAUGACUACACAGGCCUUUCUGCAUUAGUCCAGUUUCGAAUUCUUCGUGGCCGCUGUAUUAAAGCGCCAAAGACUCAUUCGUACGGGGUUAGCCUCGAACUUGAGUAAAAUAUUCACAAAUACCAGCUAGAAGGUGCCUCAAUUUGAGUUUAAAACAACAGACAUAGUUGUACACGGGUCUUCUUCUGACUCAAUUUGUGAUUAUAUUUACCUUAAGUCGAGGCUAACCCUUUGAGCCAAACAGUGCCAAACAGUGCUUGGUAUUCGUGAAUUUCGCGAGAACUUCAUCUCGGUUGACUGCAUACACACGAGGAACGACAAUAAUAAAAAUCAGCUUCUACUUUCGAUAAAAAAACGUAAACUUUUUUGUUAUUAUUCACAAACGGCUCUUUCUCAUCCCUUUUCUUAAAUGAAAGACCAAUGCAAGGCAUACUUCAUUUGCAUUGUUCCUAUUUUUCUUUGCUACACUGAUCAUAAUCAUCACUGGAUCUUUAAACUUGGUUUGAUCCAAAAGUCCCUAUCUGAAGAAAAUAUUUCAUCUCGAGGUAUAUAUAUGAUAUCUGCUAGUAAUAACUGAUUUAAAAAUUCCAAUGGCAUCCAGGGUAUCCUCUAAAAAUCAAAAUACUUGCAAAUGAUUGCUCUUUCAGUUAGUUUUGAUAAAAGUUUAAAAUUUCUGCUUUUGAUAUCCUUCGGAAAACAAGCAUUCUUCGUGCAAAGACCGAGAAAAAGGUGAUCCAAACGCUUUUAUUCAAGAGUUAUAUACGAAACUUUCCGUUGAGUCGCUAACCUUCAAACAAACUGAGGAAAAUCAAAGCAAAGGAAAGUUUUUAGAGAGGUCAGCUUGUGUCGAAAAAAUUACUUAUGUGAAUUAACUCUUUUCUGUAACUCAUGAACCCGGUGAAAUUUAAUAUAACUUUUGGGAUAAACUAUUUUGGGGGAUGUAUGUUUGUGUCUGAGAGUAGGGGGGCUGUGGUAGGGUAGAAGCAGGUUACACUCAAGCCACUUAAUUCCCCUGGCGGUUCAUGACCAUAAUCACUGAUAUCUAUACCCACUCUUGUUUUGUGUGGUUAUUCUUCUUCCGCUGUAUAUUUCCUAGAGGUGCUUUAACAUAUUUUUACAUUGCUCGUCUAUUUUAGAUGGAAAAAUCCUUCACGAUCGAAGUUUUGGAUGUUAACGAGGCUCCAAUCAGCAUCAACAUCACUUCCCAAGGAGGUCAGCUGUCUUUCCCCGAUGGACAUGCUCAGAUUCGUGAGAACUCCGCUUCCGGAACGAAGAUCGGAACACUGGAGGCUUUUGAUUACGACGCAGGGCAAAAUUUGACUUUCAAUCUCGACGAUGAUGCCGGUGGGAAAUUUAAAUUAGCAUCACGUGCGAACUGUCAGUCCAUCACCAACAACCCAGGGGUGAAUACAAAGUGUACAACAGAUCUUCUGUUAAAUGGUUCUCUAGAUUAUGAGGUUUCCACUGAGUACUCGUUGAUGGUGCGCGUGACGGAUAACAACGGCACUUUCAUGAUUCAGCGAUUAAAGAUCACAGUCGUAGAUCAAAAUGAUGCUCCUGAAAAUGUCACGCUCGGUGGAAGUAACGCUGCGUCUGUUAAUGAAAACGCCAACGGUCAUUUUGUUGGACUAUUGGUGACUAGUGACCAAGACGUUAACCAAACGCAUACUUACAAGCUUUUGGACAGUGCUGGGGGUGAAUUUGUGAUCUUAAACAACAAGCUGUACGUCUCAUCUUCGGCUAAUUUGGAUUAUGAAGCUCAAAGUCAGUUCACGGUUAGGAUUCAAGCUGAAGACAAUGGUAGUCCCCCUCUUAGUUUGGUUAAAAAUUUCACGAUCACCGUCAUCGACGUCAACGAAGCUCCAGUGAACAUAACCAUUUCGCCAGCGAACAUAGCUGAAAACAGCGCACCUGGAACAGUGUUUGGUCAGCUUAAUGUCACCGAUCCGGAUAACUAUGGAUCGCGUGGCGCAUGGCAAUCCCACAAGUGCCAAGUUAUUGGAAAUCAGGUCGGGAAAUUUACAGUUCAAACCAAUUCGCUGGUAGUGGGUAACGCCAAUUUAGAUUACGAGCAUGCUGCAUUAAUACUUGUGCAAGUAAGAUGCUCCGAUAGCGUCUCUCCGCCAUUGUCACUGGCGAAAGUUCUAUCCAUUACAGUUGAUGACGUCAAUGAGGCUCCCACUGGAAUAUCAUUGUCAAGUGACGCCAUAGCGGAGAAUCAGUCUCCAAUGUUGAUAGGUAGGAAUGAUAAUUUAAGUUAAAAAGAUGUAAUGACUGAAUGAUAAUUGCUGUUUUCCAUAAGUAAACGUCUUGCCUUCUUUGUGAUUCGACUUCUUAACUAUCACAGAUCUCCACCGCGGUCAAACGUCAAGGGCGUUUGUUUUGUUUGUUGGGAUUUCUUUCAUCAGGAAGUGUAAACAUGGGCAAAUAUGUAUAAAUUCAUUCGUUUUCGUAACUAUCUUUACAUAGUUCUCAAGAAUUUUAGCUUUUUUUCGUGGAAAACGCUUCGCGCCCCGAGUAAAAUCAUGCUGGAUGAUGGAUGAAAACACCAGCUUCUGUUUUCAAACAUUUAGAACUUUUUAAUUAAACUUUAAAAAGGUUUAGUAAACUAACAGGUUGUUGGUAUUGUCUUUAAAACUAUGAAUCACAGAUCGUUCUAGGACAUCACCACGUGACCUAUUUCGCUAUUUCUAUUUCCUGUUGCUGGCCGUUAUCAUAGAAGGACAUCACAAAUGUACUAUAUUUAAUGUACUUUGUAACGUUCUUCUUAUUAGUUAUUUUUAUCGCCCAUGUUCAGGCUUGUUCUCAACCGCUGAUCCCGAUAACGCCAACCAAGUGACAAACAGACAGACAUUUACUUAUACCCUAAUGGGAAACACCGCUGGUCUACCUUUUAUAAUCGAUGGUGACGCAUUGAAUUCGACAAGAAGUUUGGAUUUUGAGGCCCAGUCCUCUUGGAACAUCACGGUCAGAUCAGUGGACAGUGGCGACCCGGCGCUCAGUUUAAUAAAGACUUUCCAGAUAUCCGUUGUUGGUAAGUUAAAGCUUGCAGUUAUGCUUGAUUACUUUUGCCUUGAGAAUAACUCCUUCGAGGUGUUUGACUAAAUCAGUUUCAAAAUUAACGGAAGCUUGAGGGUAACGACAAAUUGAUUUACAGGAGUUCAUACGACCUUCUCCUGGAAUAUAAGCCUACUGAAAUACUUAUCACGUUACCCCCCUCUCCCCCGGGAAGGUUGAUUUACAUAAAUUACCCACUUGCAAAGAAUGCGGGACUCGACAAGCGACUUGGAAAGAUCACUGACCUUCAGGUAAAUUAAGUUAACGAGGAUCAACUGAAGGUAUUUUCGAGACGAAACAAUAGUCAGUAACAAGGGAAAUUCAACUGUGAAGCUCUGCCUUUGUUAAAAUGGUGAUAAGGGCCAGCUUGAGUGGUGUUGUUUGAAGGACUUCGCAGUCUUUUAUCGAAAUAGAGAAGUACAAAAGAAUGACUUGAGGCUAUAGAGGUAUUAGGUUGAUUAGUGUCUGUUUGAAAAUAUUGUCACCCUUUGCUCAGUCGACUGUUAAUACAAAUACUUAUUAAUAAAGUCCACCUCUGAAUUAUUUUUGUGUUUUAUUCUUUUUCAGAUGUCAAUGAAAAACCAUUUAACAUCACUUUGUCAAAUGUAGUUAUAAACGAAAAUUCCCCCCAAGAUGCACUGGUAGGAACUGUGUCCGCAGGUGACCCUGACUUCAAUCAAACCCUUGUUUACACUCUGAUUGACGGAGUAGGAGGAAGAUUUAAACUGGAUGGAAAUAAGCUGAAAGUUGCUUUGUCCAACGAUGACUGUCUUAAAAUUGGCGGCGACUUCUGUAAAUUGAAUUACGAGAGACAAAAUACUUACAAAGUAAGCGUGCGAGCUACGGAUAAUGGGAACCCACCUCAAAGCAAUGAAGCGUUUCUGUCAAUCACAUUGAUUGACGUCAACGACCGACCACGUAACCUGAAGUUAUCCAGUAACAUGGUGAAAGAAAACGCCACAAUCGGAACAAAAGUUGGUCAGUUUUCCGCUACGGAUGAGGAUACAUCUCAGACUCUUCAGUUUGCUUUAAUCGACAGUGAUGGCGGGCGGUUUGCUGUUGAUUCUUCAGGAUAUUUGUUGAAAGCUAAAAGAACAGAUUACGAGACUAACAAGGUUCACAAAAUUGUCGCCCAAGUCAGGGAUAGCGGUAAUCCGCCUUUACAGGUUAGUGUAUAAAUAUAUGGCAUGUUGCCGUGCGUCUUCGCUGCUGGGUGAAUAGAACACAGAUGACGUUGAAACGUGGUUUGACCAAAAAAUAAGGAACAAUUUAUGUUUCUCACUUGGGGCAAAAUGAUGGCUUAGGGGAGGGGUAGGUGGGCAGUUUCCCAGAAACCUAAAUUGAUCAAAAAAUAAACCUCGUUCCCAGGUUUUCUCUCUCAUCCUUCCUCGAGGCAAGCGGGAGAGAGAGAAACCUGGGAACGAUGUUGCAAAAAAGUGGGACACAAGUCGCAGGCGAUUGCGUCACUGAUAUUCUUACCACAUUUUGACGUCUUCUGUGUUCUGUUACUAAGAAGACGCAUGGAAACAUAAAAUCUAUUCGUUUUAUACAACGAGCAGAAAAAGAAAAACGACAAACUUGUCUCUUAGGUCUUUACUGUUUUAGGAUCUUUUGCCAGUUUAGGCAAUUAAAAGUCGCCAACGCUACAGUUCGUAUUGGGUUCUUGUUUUCUUCUUUAUCCUUCUUGUAAAAAGAUCAUUCCAAUAGUUUUCCAAGGCCGAUUUCUUGCUGAUAAUCGCGUAAGCACUUUCAAAUUGCGGCUCUCUCGUCGCGGUGACACACGAUCACAACUUUUUUGAAGAUUUCUUCCAGUUUAGGCAUUUUAAAGUCACAAAGAACUCUUUUUGUUUCGCCUUUCCCGUUUUUCCUACUUUUAAACAGCUCUUGCUAAUGUUCACUUGCUUAAUCCAGAACAAACUUGCAAACACUUUCAAAACCGCGCGCCAUGUUGGACAAAACAAAGAAAACAAGUUUUCCGUGACGUCAUCCGUGUGCAUGUACUUUAAUAGAUCAUGGGCAAUGACCAAUCACAGCGCACCUACCAUUCACUUCAUUGUAUAAUGUGCAAUAGAAAUAUUAUCACCACCUAUUUUACCAUAAUUCCUGUAUCUGCGUUUUUCGUGCUGUCCACCCCGCCCCCUCUUGAGUUUGAAUGGCAUUUUUGGGGUAGCAACGACGGGUUAUUUUUAGUUGUCGCCAAUUACUGUCUUAAGACACUAAGAGAUUGUUUUUAAAUAACGCAUUUUUUGUACUCACAGAUCAACAAGACGUUUAUGGUUGUUGUGGAAAACAUUAACGAGGCUCCAAUAAACAUUUCACUGACGUCUGAAUCCGGACAACAGUCCUUCCCUGACAAUAUACCCAAGGUGAAUGAAAACUCUAAAACAGGCACAACAGUAGGGACAUUUCAUGCGUUGGAUCAUGACGAAGUUCACAGCUUAAAGUUCAUUCUAGAUGACGAUGCAAGCGGCAAAUUUACUGUGGGCUCAAGUGUCACCUGCCACAACAACACUUACAUCCCAGGCGUUAAAACAAAGUGUACGGCGCCGUUAAAGGUCAGCGGUGUUCUUGACUACGAAACGAGUUCUAGUGAAGAUAUUUUGGUCCGCGUGACUGAUGACAGCGGGUUUUUCCGUGUGCAGCCAUUUAAGGUUACGAUACUAGAUGUUAAUGACCGACCGAAGAAUAUCACUUUGGCAGGUGGAGAUACAGCAUUUAUUGACGAGAACCGUAACUAUGGCUUUGUUGGUGAGUUGGCGACCAUAGAUGAAGAUAUUAAUCAGACACACAGCUACAGUUUGAUAAACAAUGGAGGUUGGAAAUUUAUUCUCCCCCAAAACAAGAUCUUUUCUUCCUUCCAUGCGAACCUGGAUUACGAAACAAAGUCAGAGUAUUCUAUCGCGGUUAGAAGCAGAGAUAAUGGUUCCCCGAGACUGAGCAUCGAUAAAACAUUCACUAUUCAGGUUAGUUGUUCACUAAAGGUACUGAUCUAAGAAUACUUGCCUGAAAAAAUUGCCCCUGGCAAGAAGCAAGAGGAACGCAGAUGGUAGUUCACGCCAUCUGUCUGAAAAAGCCAUCGGAAAGGAAAGAUUAGGAUGCGUUCUCCUUUUCGUUCUCCUACACUAAACACAAUUAUUAUUAAUCUAGGAGACCUAUGUAGGAUUUCCUCUUUCGACAUUUUUGCAAUUAUUCGUCAUAAACGUAACUGGUGUGGCAAAAGACAUUGCAGUCUUUCCAGGCGUUAAGAAACGAUCACAAAAACGGCGUAGCAACCGUCAGGAGUAAAUCAACGCGUCGUUACUUAUAAUUUUUAACAGAAGCUAUAACAAACGCAACAAAAAAAUGUCCACUCUCUUUUCAGGUACGUGACGUCAAUGAACGACCCACGGACAUAAUUUUGCUCUCUAGCAGUGUCCAGGAAAAUAGCCCCAGAGGAACGCUGGUCAGUAAAAUUUCGGUUUCAGACCCUGACAAUAAUGGUCCUAGAGGAACCUGGCAAAACCAUACUUGCAAAGUACUUAAUAUCGCCAACAUACCAUUUAUCCUCAACGGGACAUCAAACUCUCUUCUGAUUGCUGGUGAUCUGAAUUAUGAGAAGACAAAAAGCUACAAUAUUGAUCUUCGUUGCCGAGAUAAGGGAAAGCCCCCUUUAUCCGUCGACAAGACAGUGCGAGUCAAUGUUACUGACGUCAAUGAGAAGCCGUAUGACAUCACACUUUCUAAUAACGAGGUCGCUGAGAAU
Porites evermanni is the source of this 15651-nucleotide messenger RNA. The record is from the annotation of a GenBank genome assembly. Lineage: Eukaryota; Metazoa; Cnidaria; Anthozoa; Scleractinia; Poritidae.